This is a messenger RNA of Penicillium taxi, 1347 nucleotides long. RefSeq lists its product as uncharacterized. The transcript has 2 exons. The record is from RefSeq and is a predicted model, not a curated record. Gene Ontology annotation, molecular function: S-adenosylmethionine-dependent methyltransferase activity. Bases 1 to 1347 code for a protein of 448 amino acids. NCBI's taxonomy places the organism in Eukaryota, Fungi, Ascomycota, Eurotiomycetes, Eurotiales, Aspergillaceae.
AUGCGGCAAAAACAGAUGAUCCACCAUCCCGCACCAACUUCCGAACCGCACUCACCUUCUCCAUAUUUACGAUUUACCUACAAAUUGGAAAAUACGACAACUUGGAUGCCAGUUUCUGGUAUGGCAGAUCCAACCCCAGAUAAUGAGGAGGAGUGGGCCGGUGAAUUUGACCCCUUCGCGGACCCGGAGGAGAGACGAGUUCUGUUUGCCGCGCUUGACUCCUUCAGGCAAUAUCGACGAACAGCUCAUUUGAACACAACACAUAGCCGUCGGCAGUCAUUCUACGCUCUGCCCUCGGAGCAUUGGCAGAUGCUCUCCGAGCCGCCAUUUUCUAUUUUGGACCAGUUCAAUAAAGUGGAUGACGCUAUUGAUAUCAAUGCUGAUAUCGCAGAUGCCAUUGUAGCUGUGGGAAUUCAAUCCUUUGGUCUCUCUCCCAAUCCUGACAAGACUGACUCGGCCCAAAAUUGGCAUGGCACAGCCACUUCUUCGGAUAUCAACAAGGCGCACUCCACCAUCCGCCAGUUCUAUCGCGAUUGGAGUAGUGAAGGAAGAAACGAGCGUGAAGCCUGUUAUGACCCUGUCCUUCAAGAUCUGGUCCGUGAAUUUCAACCCUGUCUUGAUGCCGGUGAAGAGAUCCGUGUUUUGGUCCCCGGCGCCGGGCUCGGUCGAUUCGUCUUCGAUCUCAGUCUAGCUGGAUUCUCUGCCGAGGGCAAUGAAAUUUCGUACCAUCAGUUAAUGGCCAGUAGCUGGGUUCUCAACCAUACCGAUGGACCACUGAAACACGCACUCUAUCCGUUCGCUUCUCAUUUCUCCAACUCGAAAUCGCGUAACCAGCAAUUGAAGGAGGUUUUCAUCCCGGAUGUCCACCCUGGUAUGGCAUUGCAAGAAGCUGCGGAGAAGAAACAAGCAGUUGGGUCAAUGUCCAUGACCGCUGCGGACUUCGUUAUACUGUACAACGAGCCUGACCAGAAAGAGUGCUUUGACGCGGUAACAACGGUGUUUUUUAUCGAUACAGCCCCCAAUAUUAUUCGCUAUAUCGAAGCAAUUCGCAGCUGUCUAAAACCAGAUGGACUAUGGAUUAACAUGGGUCCGUUGUUAUGGCACUUUGCCGACAGUCCUCCCAAAGAGAGCAAGGAGAGCACAGACUCUACAGGGAUCGGCGAGCCGGGCAAUGUGGAGUUGACAGAGCAAGAAGUCCUACAACUAGUGGAACGUAUGGGAUUUCGCAUUGAAAAGGGACCAGAAAUGGGUAGUGAGUGUGGCUACAUUCAAGACCCUGGUAGUUUAUUACAGAACCUGUACCGGCCAUCAUACUGGUCGGCACGUAAGGUUAGAGAAAUGAGAUGA